AUGAGGGUCUUUCGAAAACAUCUCUUGUCUUGUAUCUUGAUUGCAUUGUUCGGCGGAAAUGAAGCGACCGAAUUUUUCCCUUACGAAGAUGCGCUCACGCGAGACGCGAGUCUCUCGCAAGAUGAUGCAUCUGUCGAUUACCGAUUGCCGACGUCCGUCAGACCUAUUUCGUACGAGAUCAUGUUCACACCGGAAUUCCAAAACAGCUUUACGUUCGGUGGUAUCGAGAAAAUCAUGGCUGUGGCAGAAGAAGAUACUGACACGAUCACGUUGCACGUGGGUGACAUAAAGAUCAUCUCGCGAUCCGUCAUACUGAACGAGAAGAACAUAUACAAAUCGAGCAGCUACGAUAAUGUCACCGAAAAGUACACCAUCACACUUUCCAAGACUCUCAAGAAGGACUCGAAAAUAAUGAUUACUUUUACUUACCAAGGAAAAUUGCGCGAUGACAUGAUCGGCUUUUAUAAAAGUUCUUACUUCGAUCAAGACGGACAGAUCAAAUGGCUAGCCGCAACGCAGUUUCAAACGACACACGCUAGACAUGCCUUCGCGUGUUUCGACGAGCCGAGUUUCAAGGCAACCUUCACGAUCCGCAUAUUAAGGAACAAAAGUUAUACAUGCCUUAGCAACAUGCAGCAGAUCGAAAACGACCCACAGGAACACGACAUGGUUUGGGACACCUUCCAGCAGACCGUUCCCAUGUCCACCUACCUGGUGGCGUUCGUCGUUUCGGAAUUCUCGCAUUUCGGGCAAGUCCCACACCAAAUGUGGGCCAGACCGGCAGUCAUCGAUCAGGCUGGAUACGCUCAUAAAAUCAGCAAAAUUACCCUUGAGUUGCUUGGCAGGAAGUUUCUGCAAAAAUACAAUCUCCCCAAGAUGGACAUGGUAGCUGUGCCCGACUUCAAUGCCGGCGCCAUGGAAAACUGGGGAUUGGUGACGUUCCGCGAGCUUAAUAUGCUGUACGAUGAGGAAGAAUCGUCGGCGCCCGCGCAACAAAAAGUGGCGUUCACGAUCGCUCAUGAGUGCUCGCAUAUGUGGUUCGGAAACCUGGUGACGCCGGAAUGGUGGAGUUACCUAUGGCUCAGCGAAGGGUUCGCCAAUUACUUCGAAUACUUCGUUACCGCAGAAAUCGAGAUAUCGUGGAACAUCAAGGAGCAAUUCGUGGUGGACGUGCAUCAAGCUGCUUUGGUAGCGGACAGUCUUGAGUCUUCUCAACCGAUGACUCGGGAGGUUUCCAAUCAUUCGCAAAUCGAGAAAAUAGGUGACAUCAUCACCUAUUCAAAGGGUGCCAGCAUCAUUCGCAUGACUAGCCUCGCGUUCAAAAAGAAUGUCUUCCCGUCAGCGUUACGCGAAUACUUGAGUAAAAAUAAAGAGAAAGGAUUAGGUAAUCCGGAUGCUUUAUGGGCGGCGCUACAAGAUCAAGUGAAUCUCGAAGAUCCUUCACUGAAAACUGUUCCUGUGAAAACUGUAAUGGAUACUUGGACGACGAAGGCCGGAUAUCCUGUCGUGUCGGUCGCGAUCGACGAUAAAGGUGUACUUCACGUUAGCCAGGAACGCUUCUUCUUGAGAAACCUGGACAACAUCUCAACGGGCGAUACUUGGUGGGUGCCCCUCACGUGGACCACGCAGAGUACUCGGAAUUUCGAUGACACGACUGCCAAAUACUGGCUAUCUAACAUAAAUGACACUGUAAACCUCAAUGUCGAUUCAAACGAAUGGGUGAUAUUCAACGUUCAGUCAUCGGGUUUCUACCGCGUCAAUUACAAUCUCAAGGGAUGGCAGCUUAUUUUCAAUGUCUUGCACAGCUCCAAAUUCUACGACAUCCAUGUGUCAAACAGAGCCGUCCUCGUGGACGAUUUGUUAAACCUGGGUAGAGCGGGAUAUCAAAAUUACGAGACGGUCCUAGAUGGCAUAACAUAUCUCAAAUGGGAAACGAAUUAUUUGCCCUUCAGAGCAGCAUUAAAUGGCUUAAGCUACUUGAACAAACGGUUUGGAGGAUAUGAGGAGCAUUCCUUACUUAAGCAAUACGUGUUAUCGCUCAUCAAUAAUACACGCAAUCAACUAGGAUACGAGGAUCGCGAGGACGAUGACAGAUUGACGGUCCUGUUACGACGCGACUUGAACAUCUGGGCCUGCAAUUUCGACGACGACGAGUGCGUGACGACUUAUGUCGGCAAGUUCCAAAAGUGGAAAGCGGAACCCUCUACCUCCAUCAAACCGAACGAAAGGACCGUGGCUUACUGCGUAGGCAUUAGAAACGGCACAUCAGGUGACUGGGAAUUUCUCUGGGAAAAAUAUUUCUACUCCGACAACGCGGCCGAACAAAAAGAGAUUAUCAAUGCUCUCGGAUGCAGUCUAAACACUACCAUCUUGGAAAAAUAUUUGAAGUACGCCAUCAGCGAUUAUCAGACCAACCGGAUACGCAAGCAAGACAGCGCGAGCGUUUUCGACGCCGUUUCCUCGAGCAUGAUCGGCGCUGAAUACAUCCUCGACUUCGUCGAGAAAUAUCACGAAGAUAUGGAAAAAUACUACGGAGGACUGAGUACGGUGGGCCAGAUCCUCGACGGGGCGUCGCAGAGUUUCUCCACACAGAAACUAGUGGACAAAUUUCAAAAUUUCAUAGAUCGGCAUAAGAUAAAAUUCGAGCCGGUCUUGAAAUCUCUGGAGACCUCCUUGAGAAACGCCAAAUAUGAAUUGCAAUGGUACAAGACUUAUUCGGAACCUAUCAUUCAAUGGCUACGAAAGCGCAAUAACAAUGACGAAGUGACCGAACUGCCGGUGUCGUCGUCGACGUCUAGAUUCGACGAGGACUUAAUGAAAUAUCGCCUACCUAAGACAGUAAUUCCUCACAAGUACGUCAUCACCAUCACGACGCAUUUUAAGGACGACUUCACCUUCGACGGAAACGUGCUGAUCAGUGUCACCGUUAAGGAGCAGACGGAUUUGGUCGUUUUGCAUUCCACGGUAUUGGAAAUUCAUUCGGUGAAGGUGAAGGCCGGUCAGGAGGAAAUCAAAACGGAACAUAAUCCCGUGAACAAGUACGAAUUCCUCGAGAUAAAGCUCGAUCGGGAAAUAAACGCUGAAACUGAUCUGACCAUUGAAAUCUCAUACAAGGGUGCUUUGGCAUCAGACCUUAAUGGCUUCUACAAAAGUUACUACCUAAAUAACAAAGGGUCGAUGAGCUGGCUCGCCGCCACGCAAUUGGAGCCGGUUUUCGCCAGGAGGAUGUUCCCUUGCUUCGAUGAACCAGCACUGAAGGCAACCUUCACCAUCCGAGUGUGCACAGAGAGAGGAACUUACGAUGCAAUCAGUAACAUGAAUUUCUCGAGGCUCGAAAAGAGUGACGAGUGUCCUUCCAACUAUUCCGUCUUCGAAGAGUCGGUGAAGAUGUCGACGUACUUAGUAGCGCUCCUCGUUUCCGAUUUCAAGUCCACAAAAAAGGUCGAAAAUAAAUAUGCCGUUUACGCACGGCCCAACGCUGUCGAUCAAGCGGAAUACGCCCUGUCCGUGAUAUCUCCGAUCGUGAAGUUCUUCGAGACCAAUUUUAAACAGAAAUAUCAGAUCGACAAGCUCGAUAUGGUCGCAUUACCGGACUUCCAGAUGAGCGCGAUGGAAAAUUGGGGCCUCUUGACGUACAGAGAGGGAAGUCUAUUGUACGACGAGAAUCAUUCGUCGAUCACGAGCAAGCAGGCUAUCAGGAACGUGAUCGCCCACGAAAUCGCCCAUCAAUGGUUUGGAAAUUUGGUCACUCCUGCAUGGUGGAACUACUUGUGGCUGAGCGAAGGAUUCGGUCGAUACUUCCAGUAUCACGCCACCGCUGACGUGUUCAAGGACGUGACGUUGGAGUCGCAAUUUGUAGUGGACCAUCUGCAUUCUGCCUUCGCUGCGGAUAGUUCCGAUUCCACUCACCCCAUGACCCACGAUGUGUUCACACCGAGCGAGAUUCAAGACAUGUUCGAUACGAUCUCUUAUGCUAAAGCUGCCAGCGUGCUGAGAAUGGUGGAAAAGUCAUUCGGGAAACAAGUGUUCUACAAUGCGUUGAAAGGCUAUCUCAACGACCGGAAAUAUAACUUUUCUACACCGGAAGACUUGUACGUGCAACUUCAGACUCAAGUACACCUUGAAGGAGGAGAGGAAAAUAUCCAAAAGAUCUUGGAUACAUGGACAACUCAAUCCGGUUAUCCUGUCAUUCACGUCACCACUCAAGACGACAUCAUGAUUUUUAGACAAGAACGUUUCCUCUUCAAGAAACCUGAGAACUUUUUCGACGGUAACAUCUGGCACAUCCCGAUCACAAUAGCGCAUACGGACAAGGAGGAUUACCAAAUUGCUACACCGAGUUUCUGGUUGACGAAAGAACAAAUGAAAAUCCCCAAACCCGAGAUGCUAAUCGUCAACGUACAGCAAUCCGGAUUUUAUCGUGUCAAUUAUGACGAAGAGCACUGGCUACGGUUGAUUGAAGUUCUCAAAACUUCGAAUAUUAUUCACGAGAUCAACCGCGCGGCGAUAAUUGAUGAUCUGAUGAAUCUCGCCAGAGCGAACUACGUCAAUUACGGGAUUGCCAUAUCAGCUACGAAGUAUUUGACUGAGGAAAGGAAUUAUCUGCCGUGGCGUGCGUUCUACAAUAAUCUGCCUUACUUGAACAGACGUUUCUGGGGUCGUGACAUAGAAGCCUUAUACAAAAAAUACCUAGAAUUACUCAUAGAGCCGCUUUACACAGACCUCACCUUCGAGGAUAACGAGAACAACGAGAAUGACUUGACACGCAUGCAGAAUAUGUUGAGAAUAUACACUCGCGAAUGGGCCUGCAAAUUAGAUAUCGCAGACUGUAAGUUCCACGCUGCGAAAUAUUUCCAACUGAAGCGCAACAAUUUACAAGAAAUACCGCCAAAUUAUCGCGGCGUCAUUUACUGCACGGCCAUGAAAACAGACACGACAGAAUUUACCUACAAGUUCCUUCAGACAGAAUACAAGAGAAGCAAUGUCAUGGCGGACAAACUCAUGAUCCUCAACUCGUUGGGAUGUUCGCAAAACAAGGAGAUAUUAGAAAAGUUGCUGUUGACCGCGAUCGAGGAAAAUUCAUUUAUACGACUCCAAGACAGCACGAAGGUAUUCUCGAGUGUCUACGAUGCGAGCUUGAUCGGCGUUGAUGUUGUCAUGAACGUCAUCAUGAAUAACACGAAUUACGAUAACAUGACUAAACGCUUUGGCGGUACUAAGGAAAUCUAUAGCAUAGUGAGUGCCUUGGCGAGCAGACUAUCUACUUACGAAUUAUACGGAACGUAUGUAAAACUACUCGACUACUUGAUCGACAAAGAUCCGACAUUCAAGAAUUCCGCUGAUUCCCACGUGGCAAACGCGCAGUACGAAUUUGAUUGGUACGAGAGAAAAAUGCCGGAAAUUUUCCAAGCGUUGGACAAGCUGUUGGUGGGCGAAAAGUUUCGCUUGCCGAACACGAUGUAUCCCGAACUGUACAAUAUCUCCCUUACGCCUUAUAUACAAGAGGGCACCUUCGAAGGGAACGUGCAAAUACGCAUAAAAACCGACAAGACCCUCACAGCCGUAUCAGAUAUACUUCUCAAUUCGUACAAUCUCACUAUCAAGAACGUAAUGGUUUACGUAAUUACGCCGGCGAUUAUGAACGACGAGUACGAUGUGAAGGUCAAAGAUGUAUCGUCGAAAUUCGUGUUGAAUCCUAUCACGCAACAAUUGAAGAUAUACCUGAAUGAAUUCGUGAAUGUGGAGACGUUGAUAGUGAACAUCGAGUAUGAAGGGACCCUCAACGACAACAUGCAAGGAUUCUAUCGUAGUUCCUACAAGGACAAAGACGGGGUGCUACGCUGGCUGGCCACAACACAAUUUGAGCCCGCACACGCUAGACAAGCUUUCCCCUGCUUCGACGAGCCGGCGUUCAAAUCGAAAUUCAUAAUUAACAUUCAACGGCCAACGUUCUAUACGAGUCUGAGUAAUAUGCCGCGCUCGAAAGAGUUAGCAUCGGAGAAAGCUGGCUAUAUGUGGGACAUCUUCGAGACCACCGUCGUGGAGAUGCCAACGUAUCUAGUGGCAUUCGUUAUCAGCGAGUUUGAAUCUUUCGGACCCGAGGGCGGGAUCGACGUUUGGGGCAGACCCGAGGUCGUGAAGAACGGUUAUUUCGCUCGGAAGGCCGCCAUUGAGCAACUACGCAUUUUGGAGGAAUUCACGGGCAUCGAGUAUCCUAUGCUUAAGGUGGACCUGAUAGGAAUUCCGGAUUUCGAAAUGGGCGCGAUGGAGAACUGGGGCCUCAUCACUUUCCGCGAGUACGGACUUUUCUAUAAAGAAGGCGUGACUACGAGCAAGUACGAGAAAUACUUAACCACCGUCAUAGCGCAUGAAUUCGCUCACACGUGGUUCGGUAAUCUGGUCACUUGUCAAUGGUGGGACUACAUUUGGCUCAACGAAGGCUUCGCCGAAUACCUAGAAUGGUACACGGCUGAUCAGAUGCUGCCCAAGGACAGAUUCAUGGACCAGUUCGUGGUUUACGAGCUGCAGGCCGCUCUGGCGAAGGAUUCCUCGAAAUCGGCGCAUCCGAUGACAAACCCCGUGAAAACCCCCAAGGAGAUAAAGGGCGUCUUCGAUUACGUCACUUACGGGAAGUCCUCUUCCGUUUUACGAAUGAUAUUCAACGCAUUCGACAAGGAAGUUCACAAGUCGGCGCUUCGCGAUUACCUGAAAAAGCACCGAGGCGGCACGGCACGUCCCACGGAUUUAUGGAAAAGUUUCAAGCCGUAUGUAACAAUUUCAAUCGAGAAUGGACAGUUGGACUUCGAAGAAGCGAUGAAUACUUGGACGGACCAACCGGGAUAUCCCGUCGUUCAUGCGUCUUUAAAUAAUUCCGAAGUGACACUCACCCAGGAGCGGUUUAUCCUGGACAACAAGAUGAAGCUGAGCAAGAAAGGCACAGAGUUUUACUGGAUACCGAUUCGAAUCACGAAGUCCACCGAUAACAGGACCAACGAUAAUUACAUAACUUUAAACAACAAAGCGUGGUUGGGCCCGAAACCUAUAAAAAUGUACGUUAAUCCCAUGAACGAGUGGUUCAUCGUAAAUUACAGGCAGACCGGCUUCUACCGCGUCAAUUACGACGACUUCUCGUGGGGUCGGCUAAUCGAAGAGCUGCAGAGCAGCCGAUACGAGAAUAUCGACGUACUGAAUCGCGCUCAAAUCAUGGACGACCUCUUUUACUUAACGCGCGCCGGUUACACGGACGACAAAUUCUGGUGGGCAGCGACGAAAUAUUUGAUCCGAGAGAAAGAACAUCUACCAUGGAGGGCUUUCUUCAACAGCCUGUCCUACGUUUACGAGAGAUUCGAGGGACAGCCUCACGAGGACAACCUGAAGAAAUACGUUCUGAAUUUGACGUCCGAGACAUACGAUGAAGUAGGAUUCAAAGAUUACUAUGGAGAACAUUUGAUGGAUGGGUUACACAGAGAAAUGAUUCUCGAGUGGGCCUGCAAACUCGAUAAGCCGGAAUGCGUUGAGACAUCUAUAGAUCUGUUCGCGUCUUGGAAAAAAGGCAAAAAGAAAAUUCCAGCCAACGCACAAGCAGCUGUCCUUUGCACUGCAAUCAGAUACGGGACUCAGGACGACUGGGAGUUCUUGUGGGAAAGUUAUGUAACGUCGAAUUUCGCCUCUCAGAAGAUGGUCUAUAUAAACGCGCUCGGCUGCACGAGGGAUCCAGCGGUGGCCUAUAUUUACCUGAUGAAAAUCAUGAACGAAACCGGCGUUGAUAAGAACGGCCCCUUUAUUCGUAGACAGGAUGUUUCAGCAGUGUUUACUUCCGUAUAUGGCUCAAGUCAAGUGGGAAUAAACAGUACCAUCCACUUUUUAAUGUCACAUUCGGAAUGGCUGAGUAAUUAUUUCGGCAACUGGGACGACGUUCGAAAAUUGGUUACCGAUGCAGCGUCUCACAUUUCGGAUCUCAGAGUAUUUAAUAAGAUGUCGUUCCUAUUCGUAACUCAGCCGGAUGUGUUCCCAUUGAAAUUUGUAAAAUCCAUUGAAGACAUUGUGGGUAACAACUUAAAUUGGUAUAGGUCACAUGGCGAACCAUUCGGCAACUGGAUAUUCAAGGAACUGCGUGGAAAACCUGGCGGUUGUGCAACAAUACAGCCUUUAAAUAUAAUUCUUAUGACACUCGUUGCUUUAAUAUCAUACUUUUUAAGCUGUCACUGA
Messenger RNA from Dinoponera quadriceps, 8208 nucleotides. RefSeq lists its product as uncharacterized. The record is from RefSeq and is a predicted model, not a curated record. Lineage: Eukaryota; Metazoa; Arthropoda; Insecta; Hymenoptera; Formicidae. Bases 1 to 8208 code for a protein of 2735 amino acids. Gene Ontology annotation, molecular function: peptide binding; zinc ion binding; metalloaminopeptidase activity. Gene Ontology annotation, cellular component: cytoplasm. The transcript has 31 exons. Gene Ontology annotation, biological process: peptide catabolic process; proteolysis.